Messenger RNA from Anguilla anguilla (European eel), 6859 nucleotides. Its product is annotated as G-protein coupled receptor 61-like. The transcript has 2 exons. Lineage: Eukaryota; Metazoa; Chordata; Actinopteri; Anguilliformes; Anguillidae. Gene Ontology annotation, biological process: G protein-coupled receptor signaling pathway. The coding region runs from base 840 to 2321 and encodes 493 amino acids. The record is from RefSeq and is a predicted model, not a curated record. Gene Ontology annotation, molecular function: G protein-coupled receptor activity. Gene Ontology annotation, cellular component: plasma membrane; signaling receptor complex; endosome.
ACAUCCACAGAUGACAGAGUGGCAGUAAACACACGGGCACUAGGACCCAGAGGACUGCAUGAGGCUGCGCGCUGCCUGCCUGCCUGCUCGUGUGCCUGUCUCCUCUCUUCUGCAUUCGCUCACUCUGUGUGUGUGUCUGAGAGAGAGAGAGAGAGAGAGAGAGGGAGAGAGAGAGAGAGACAGCGCGAGAGCCAGAGCCAGCACUUGCACAUCAGAAUCAGGAGAGAGUCACUCUCGUUCUCUCUCCUCCUUCCCCCCCCCUCCUCCGCUGCACCCUCCGCAUCCCACAUCCAUCGCCACCGCCACCGCCACCCUGCACCCCUCACCCGCCGAGAAGAACAAAGCCGGGAGGAAGAAGAGAAGGUGGGGAGGAGAGCGAGGCCUGGCGUGCGGACCGAGGAGCGUCCCUUCCCUCUCGCCUGCGCCGCUCUGCGCUGCGCUACGGCGCUCUGCGAUGCGUCCGGUGCUCCCGGCUCGCUGAGCGCCCGGCAGGCAGGCAGGCAGGCACCUGCGCUCAGGAAGCCCGGCGUCGGCAGCCGCCCCUCCGGACCAAGGUUUGCUGCUCCGUGGGACGAAUGAAAGGCAGGCCGCUGUCCGUUUGAUGAGUGCCCGGGGGUGAGUCCGGUGUUCCCCAAUAAGCCGCCGCUGCUAUUUCUGGCCCUUCCUCCGCGCCGCCGCUAACGCCACGUUAGCCGCCUGGCCGCCGCGCGCCACCCGCUGCUGGCCGGACCCGCCCGCCUGCGCUGCCUGAGCCCCUCGUCCCGGGACCGCCCGCGACCGGAAAGGAUGGGUGAUGGGCCCGUGAGCUGCAGCGCCCGUUUGCCCUAUCCCGCAGCCCCAUGGAGCCCGCCGCCGCCGCCGCCGCCGUCGCCCCCCCCUCCUCCUCCAGCGUCCCGCCGCCGUGGAACUCCUCCCUCGCGGCCGCUCAGCCGGCCAACGUCUCCAGCCUGACCCCGCCGGGGGGGGGCGCCGCCGCCACGCUCUCCCAGUCGCUGGCGCUGCUGGCCAUGCUCCUCAUGGCCCUGCUGGCCGUGGCGGGGAACGUGGCCGUCAUGGCCGUCAUCGCCAAGACGCCGCAGCUGCGCAAGUUCGCGUUCGUGUUCCACCUGUGCCUGGUGGACCUGCUGGCGGCGCUGGUGCUGAUGCCGCUGGGCAUGCUCUCGGACCGGCCCUUCUUCGGCGAGGCGCUCUGCCGGAGCUACCUCUUCCUCAGCGUCUGCCUCGUCAGCGCCGUCAUCCUCUCCAUCUCCGCCAUCAACGUGGAGCGCUACUACUACAUCGUGCACCCCAUGCGCUACGAGGUCAAGAUGACCCUGGGCCUGGUGGUGUCCGUGCUGGUGGGCAUUUGGAUAAAAGCCAUCGUCAUGUCGGCCAUGCCCCUCCUGGGCUGGGCCUUCCAGGGCGGGGGCCCCUUGCUGGACGGGCGCGUCGGGGACCCCCUGCCGCCGCCGCCGCCCGCCCUGGGACGCCGGCACUGCUCGCUGCACUGGACGGGCGGCGGCUCCAACCGCACGGCCUUCAUGGUCCUCUUCACCUUAGUCUACUUCCUGUGCCCGCUGCUGGUCAUCCUGGUGGUGUACUGCAGCAUGUUCAAGGUGGCGCGCGUGGCCGCCAUGCACCACGGGCCGCUGCCCACCUGGAUGGACACGCCCCGGCAGCGCUCCGAGUCGCUCAGCAGCCGCUCCACCAUGGUGACCAGCUCGGGCGCGGCCCGCACCACCCCGCAGCGGGCCUUCAGCGGCGGCAAGGCGGCGGCCGUCCUGCUGGCCGUCGGGGGCCAGUUCCUCUGCUGCUGGCUGCCGUACUUCUCCUUCCACCUCUACUCGGCCCUGGCGGCCGCCUCGCCCGCCGACCUGGCCCACCUGGAGGAGGUGGUCACCUGGAUCGGCUACUUCUGCUUCACCUCCAACCCCUUCUUCUACGGCUGCCUCAACCGGCAGAUCCGCGAGGAGCUCAGCAAGCACCUCCCCUGCCUGUUCAGCAGGGGCCCCAGCGAGGAGGACCGGCUGCCCAGCCGCGAGGGCUCCAUCGAGGAGAACUUCCUGCAGUUCCUCCAGGGGACCGGCUGCAACCUGGAGCCCCAGAACUCCCACAGCACCUCCAGCCCCAAGGCGGAGCACCACCCCGUGCUGCAGGCGCCGCCCACGCAGCAGCAGCAGCAGCAGCAGCAGCCGCCGCCGCAGGUACCCGUCGACUUUCGCAUCCCCGGCCAGAUCGUGGAGGAGACUUCCGAGUUCAUGGAGCACCAUCACAUUAACAACGACCUCACUAUAUCGGACGGCUGCCUCAGGACAGCGCCCUCUCCCAAGCCGGAGGCGUAGUGGCAAAGACAGGCCAUUUCGGUGGACAGCUUUUCGGGUCCUUAGGUUGCCAUUUUGUUUUUUCGUUUGCUUGUUUUUUUGGGGGUUUUUUUCAUCUGUUGAUUAUUAUUGAAAACCGAACACCUUUUCCCCACUCCUUGUGAGCGACACAUUGUAAAGGGAUGCCUUUAUAGGGAGAUGUGUUCCAGACAGCAGAGCAAUGGGUGUACUCCUCAGAUUCGGGGGUGAAUACGUAACAGGGCGGUUUACCUGUACCUUUAGUAUUUGCUGUCACAUGCAGAAACACCAAAUUGCAUGCAAUUGAAGUGAUGGAUCAGAGAAAAAUGCCACAGUAAAUGUAACACCUAGCCUCUGUCAGCUGUGGUGUGGACGACAGUUGGUAAUCGGGCAUCUAUUGCUAUGACUACAGUUACAGUUAAUUUACAACAUUACUGGCCAUUCAAAAUGACACCAUUAGAAAAACAGUUGUAAAUAAACACGUCUCAGUAAACAGCUGAUGAACCGAAAAGCAUGGGCAUUGCUACGUCACGGAAGGCUCUACACAUCAAUGUUAUGAGCCUAUAGCGUUAUUACGAUUGUUAUAUAUUUUUAUUUAUUAAGAUUUAUUUCAGAGCUUACGGUCUCAUUUUGUUUGUCUUUUUCGUCCGUGGCAGAAUUGGCAGAAUCUAUGAAUGAUGCGAUCAUACAGUGACAGCAAAUAACUAUUUUUGAUGUCUAGACACAGUUUUAUGAAUAAUACCCAGAGUACCUAUGCCUAUGUGAAAAGUAUAGCUUGCGAAUUUCUGGACGUAUUUUUUUUUUUUGGACUGCAUUAUCACCGUCCACAGGGGGCCAAUUAAGUCAAAUUUUCAAUCCUUCAUUUGAUCAGUUGUUUGCAAGUAUCCCACGGACUGUGAUCUCAUUAUUUCAAGCAGUUCCACUAUAUUUGUUUGUAGGACCGACUGUGGUUUUUUUGUGGGUCAAUUGGAUUAUCACCCAUUUUAAAAAUGCAAUCAUUUCACCAAAAUUGUUACAUGCCAGGCGUCAUUUUAUAAUUUUCUUGGAAAAUGCAGUGGGAAGUCCCAGAACACAUAGAUACACACACAAAUACAUACAUACACACACACACACACACACACACACACAAAUACAGCUCAGAGUCUUAUUCCUCCACUCAUUAGAUGCUAUGGUGCUGUGGAGAGUGCAGUAUUCUAAUGGUAGACUAUAUGGCAGAACAGCAGGGAAUUUUGUAUAGCAAUCAUGAGUAGGAGUGUAUAACGAGCUGGAAUAUGCACAUACCUCAAAACAGCUAUUAAUUUUGAGUACAGAUGGCCUCAGUGAUUUUGAAGCCUGUUUCAGAAUCACAUUUUGGUGCCCCCUUCCCUCACUUAAAUGAUAAGAAGAUCCUCUUCUUUCCAUGGAAAAAAUAUCACAAGUCUAAAACUGAUAAAGCAGAAACAGUAAGUAGCAUGCCACCCAUUAUACUUACUGUAUAUAAUACAUAUACUUGCAAAUGGGAAGUUUCUUUGAUCUUAUAAAUAUCUAUUCUUAAAUAAAAUAUAUUCAUAAAUGGCCCCAAUGCCUCGGUGGUGAUAGGAGGAUGAGCAAAGGAGGUUUAAGUGUUUUUAUUACAAUUCAUCAUACAGCUUUCAUUUUCAUUCAUUCAGGGGCUCUGACUAAGGGCAGGACACAUGAUUAAUUACACAUAUGAAUAUGAGGGACAUCCCUAGUGUAAAUUCCAGCUUGGUUCCAGAUGGUUUUAAGCUGGUCCAGCUGAGUUGAAGGUGGUGGUCCAGUUGGUUUGAAGCUAGUUUGGAGAUGGUUGAGUUGGCAACCAGCUGGCAAGACCACGUCCAGCUGGUGGGGCCAACUUGGUACAGAGACAACAGACCAUCACCAACUACCCAACGGUAUCCAGCAGGAGCAGAAGCUGGUUCCAGCUGGAUUCCAUCUUAGGCUGGUAGCUGGAAAUUCCACCAGGGAUGUUACAGUAUUAGUGCUCAUGGUGACCAAUUGCUGUCAAAAAACAUGGUGUGGCAUGUGCAGUUAAAGUGGAGUUGUGAGAAUGGCAGGGGUACAAGGUAAAAGCAUGAACAGAUCUGCAAACUAGGCGUGCAAAUGGUGGAUUGAAAUGCUGGAUUAAUAGGCCUGGCUUGGACGGAAGGAUGAAAAAUGUUAAAAACAAUGUUAAAAAGUAAAGUUCAGAAUUUCUCAAGGGUCCAGUGAUCACAGCGGCUGUAUCCCACCAAUGAUAUCUCUCAGCCCUGGGAAACUACAAGGUAGUCACUCUCAGGGCUCUGUGGUGUGGGAAAUAAAAUGAUGUUUUCCUUCACAUCAAACGUACUGUUAAGAUGCCACUAUGGAGCAGGUAACUACAGGUGUCUCCUCCCCCUGCCCUCCACUGCUCACGUGAUAUUAUUGGGCAUUAUUUAAAGCUGCUUUCGUGAGUGCUUUUCAAAGGCAUGUCCCACUGCACAAAUGAUGGAAAGAAACCAAUCUGUUGCACUUGACAAUCCAAGCAAAGCUUUCAAGCUUUAGCAUGUGGCAUAAUUCAGAAUGCCAUCCUGACUGUCACGACUCCUCGAUUUUUGCUUACUUUGCCCCCCCCACCCACCCCAAAAAUAAAAAUAUAAAAAUAUAAACAAUACUAUAAACAACUGGAAUGAACAACCGAGCAUACGUAUUACAGCACCUCAUUCGACAUUCUAACUAUAAACCACUUUCUGUGCCCUUCCCACCUUUGUUCCGGUCUGAAUUAGAGGUCAUUCACAGUGGAAAUGUUCAGUGUUAAAUCAACUCUUGGAGAGUAUGAUGUGAGUCGCUAUAUUGGACUCAUAUGUGCUCAGUUAGAGCUGAAUCAACGCUGGAUAUUUUACUGUGCCGCGUCCCCUCCAGCACCAUCGCCCGCGUGAGGACCAGCCGUUCUCCAGCCGUAGCUAUAGCAGCACGCUGUGUAUUUCGUGGGAGAACGUCUCCUUCUGAAGUUCUGGCUAUGGAGACACAGGGAUGGGGAAUCAGGUAAUUGCCUCUGUGGGAAAAAGAGUGCCUUUUUUUUUUUGAGUGGGACGUGACGAUAAUGGGAAAGUCUUCGUUCCUGCUUCUCUCCCCUCGCGUUAUGAAACCGGCUCUGACUCAGCCCCGGCCAUUUUUUCUGAGGUGAUUAAAAAUGUUUACCCCAGUUUCUCUCCUGUUCUUAAGACCGUAUGCUUUAUGAUAUAACUGUUUACCCGGAGCAAACUUUAUUCGAGGAUUAAAAUAUCACCCUAUCCUCUGUGGUAUUUAAGGGAUGGGGAGGUUUUUUUUUGUUUUUGUUUUUUUAAUUAAAAAAAAAAAAAUACUUCUGCCUGAUUGCAAUAAUGCUUUGUCGGGGCAUAGUAGUGUUAAUAAGUAUGUCAGCAGGGAGUCGUGAUUUUCAGAUUACGGAGCCCCUGCUAUCACACACAAGGCUCAGUUGUUCAGCCUUGAUAUCUCCUGGAUGUGUCUGUUUCAAAUAAGCCACAACUGUCUACAUUGUAUACAAGAAAACGAGUAUUACCCAUGGUCCCCAGAGAAUGAGCGAACAAGCCGAAAUGUCACAUUUGGAGCUGCUUUGACAGUUUUCAUCAGGUUUCCAAUAUCUGUGGUAUUGACUCAGGAGAAACGGUUGUAUUGCUGUGCACACAAUGGAAAGUGCAUGUAUUUGCAGAAGUGAGCUAUUUAUUUGCAAUCCUCUCAGCUCCUUGUCAUUCAGCUGCUGAAUCCGUGCAACUUUUUUUUACUCGUUCUCAGCGACGCUGCCGAUGACAAAGGGCGAUGUUAACAAGAAUUAUAUUAUAAUGUGAUCUCCGGUUUUAAUCAUUUCUUUCUCAUCGCUAUUAUCUGAUUCGCUUAUGCGCAUGUCCCUGUUCUCUAGCAGGUUAGUGUAAAUUUCGUUUUGAAAGGGUGUCUGCCUUAUUUGAUGCAUUGAGUCGGCUUAAUGAAAUAAGAGGUAACUGCAUGUGAAUGCACUUUCCAUCGCGUGCGAUGAUUGACGAUGAUUUUUCCCUGGAACUGUCAGAUUAUGAGCAAGCUAAACAUUGCACCUGGCGGUUCGAAAGGCAACAGGUGUCACUCUUGACAGGGGAGCCCUGGGGGCGUGUUAUCCUUGCUGAAAGUCCUUUGUUACCAAAAUGUACUUGGAAGAGCGUGAGUGUUGUUUUAUGACAUGCGUGCAAACAUUGAUUUUCCACAUUGGAAUGGGUGUGUGGCAAAGCUGGGAAAAUGGUUAAAUGUAUGUGAAAGAAUCGUGCGAAAUGUUGACACUUGAAAUUAAUCACUCGAUAUUACUUCCGACUCUGACAACUAUGAUUUUUACAAGCAUAAAACUUACGUCAUGCUCUGCAAGUUGAUCUGUGGGCAAUGUGUGUUGUUUUAACACAGGUAAGCCUAUUUCUCAAAAGCUGGAGUGUUCUUCACCAUCUGGGCAGAAUGAAAGCACCGUGAUUAAAAGGCCUUUGACACGAAGCAGUGGUGGCAGGACCAGUGUCGCUGAGGCUUUUUGGAAGGGGAAUUGCACGCUGCAGGCUGCAGAAACAUACAGC